Molecule: messenger RNA, 2722 nt
Organism: Planococcus citri (citrus mealybug)
Lineage: Eukaryota; Metazoa; Arthropoda; Insecta; Hemiptera; Pseudococcidae
Exons: 4
Coding region: 458-1840 (460 amino acids)
Biological process (GO): apoptotic DNA fragmentation
Cellular component (GO): mitochondrial inner membrane; nucleus
Molecular function (GO): RNA endonuclease activity; metal ion binding; nucleic acid binding
Source: RefSeq, a predicted model, not a curated record
AGGUAUACGUACUUUAAUCGAUUCUGAACAAUUUUAUGUCAUAGUUGACGAGAAUAUAAAUUAUUCCGUUUCGACGGAAAACCAAAAACAUCAAAAAAUGCGCACUUGUUUUCAUACAAUAUGACGAGCGAGUAUGUGAUAAACAUUCUGUUACGUAUCUAACAUGUAUUUAUGAUGAUUUUUCAAAAGUUUGGUUUUCAAGAAUGUUUCACUUCGGAUACUUAACAAUAAUUGUAACAAUUUCUUUGCAAUGUGUUGUAGUCAGUCAAUGUGGUAAGUAAAUUCUUCAAGUACGUACCUACCCAUUCUCUCUUCUUUCAAACGAAUCCAACUGAACUUUUUGAAAAACUCUACUCAUUACGAUGCGAUAUAUAUGGCUUGACAAAAUUCAAGAAUCGCGAUACUCUUGUUCAUCAAUUUAUAAUUUUCAGACUGUACUUUUGAACUAUACAAAGAUAUGGAUCCUCGUUUUCAACCCGUUUAUUUCAUAAAAGACGCAAAGAAAAAAUCAUUUUCUUUGGCGACGCAAGAAUUGGUCAAAACAAGAAACCACAUCAAUGUUGAUGAAGGAAAAACACUCAUCAUCACUUGUCCAAAUAGACUAGCACAGCCGGAGAGAUUUUACGAAAUAGAUAUAUUCCUGCUGUGUGGCAAAGAUGACGAAUUUUCAGUAACAAAAGGUGCCAGUAAAAUACCACCGAAGACACCAGUAAAUAAAUAUCGCUGUGAAAACGAAACGGGAUUCCAUUUUAAAAAAGAAUCGAAUAAUAACGAAGCUAAAAAACAGUGCAAAUCGUUCGGAAAGACUUAUCAACUACACUAUAUUGGAAUAUAUGUGAGUAUGAAAAAAAAGUUUCCAUUACCAAAUUCGAUUAGCUUAAUCAUAUGCUCAAAUGUACCUACUUGCUCAUUUUUCAAGGCAAACCUGACGGAAAAAUGGCUACGAAAGUACACGCAGGAAAUGUUUCAAGCUAUUAUGACGAGAAAAAUAACAUACGAGUGGUUCACACUGUAUUCAGUAUGUUCUGCGAUUCCGGGCAUGAAUCCACAAUACACUUAUUAUACAAUUAAUGGAGAACAAGUACGUAAUCGUCAAAUGAAAGCGACAAAAUUUGAAGAUAACGAUAUGAGAGAUCCUUUUAAAUAUGCGUCACUUCAACUCUUCACGUUCAGUGAUUAUAACAAAGAAAAAAUACGGAGGCGAAUGCACGACUACCAUAAAGGAAAAUUGGAUUCUUUUUUCGACGUCGAAAAUCAUUACUUCGUUCCAAUAGCGAUGGUUCCUGAAGACGCGAUGUCUUUUUCAUCUUGGAGAUACGCAACCCAUCUAACAUCAAAUAUUGUUCCCAUAUGGAAGCAAGUUUCCUGCACUUGGAAGAACAUUGAAAAUGCAGUAAAAAAGGCUGCAAUUCAGAUUGGAUCUACUUUGGAUAUUUACACCGGAAUUUUUAAAAAAAUUAGGCUACCCACGUCAUCUAAAGACCGUACAAACGAUACUGGAACACUAGUGGAAUUCGGAGAAAGAAUGCAAAGAACCGAUGUCCCUGCAAUUUUUUGGAAACUAAUAUAUCACAAAGAAAAGAACGAGGCUAUAAUUUUCAUACUUCAUAAUGAACCAUAUCGUACGGAUAAGCCAGAUCGAAAGAAAUUUUGCAAAAGCAUAUGCAAAAAGUACGGUUGGGAAAUUGAAAACGAUAUUGUAACGUUAGGUGAUGCAUACUGUUGCGAUCCGACGGAAUUUUUCAAGAAAGCUGAUAAUUAUGAAAAGUUUCUAAAAACUUUUGAAUUUAAGAAAAUUUUGAAAUUACCUAAUUCAAAAAUAGAAAUAGAAUCCGACUAGAUAUUAUAAAUUUGUCAGUGAAAAAUCUCUGAUUACUAAUAUUCACGUGAAAUAUAUCUUCCUAUUAUCAAUCUAAUUACAAUAAUGUUGAUUGAUAUCUUUCUCAAAUAUGUUGAUAACUACGGGUUUAACGAAAUUAAGUUAACUGCCCUGCCCCGAGCCCCUGAUUUCUAGAGGGGUCUAGAAAAUUAAGGGUGUGAGAUUUUAAAAUUUCAAUUUCAACAUACUUCACAUAAACAAUUGAAUUUCAGGUUAUUGUAUUAAAGUUCAUUUCUUCCCUCCGAAUCAAUUUAAAAAAGUUUCAAACCGUUUUGAACAAUUUCGGAGCUUCCAGCACAUUUUUGAAAGUGAAUAUUUCCAUUAAAUUUUACCCCCUAACGUAACCUAACCUAACCUAUGAUAUAUAUAUUUACUUACUGUACCUACACACUUCUAAAAAAAAUUUGUACCGCUAACGAUUUUUACCCACAUUACUUUGUCUACUGGAGAUAGUCUUAGGCUGUUUUGAAGCCUCCAGAAACUUUUUUGAAAUUCCAGUUCUCGAAAAAAAUAAAUAAUAAAAAACAAAAACUAAAUACCAAAAACGUAUUUUAACCGGUUUUAAAUAAAUAAAAAUUCAAAAAUAAUUACGAGCAUUUAUUACCUUUGAUAUAUUUUUUAGCUGUACCUACUACCUACGUAACAAAAGUUCAACUAAUUGUAAGGUUUAUUGUUGUAAUGUCAAUUUUGUAUCUGGUAAUUUUAGCGUUUAUUUCUAGCUGAAACAAUCUUUUCGUGUGGCGUUCGGUGGUAACACUGACGUUCACAUGUUGUACAUUCGCCGUAGUUGUAAGUUUUAUUCUCUCUUGUCUCUCUCGUUGUAAUGGCGUUUAUGUAAUUAUA